Messenger RNA from Emiliania huxleyi CCMP1516, 378 nucleotides. RefSeq lists its product as hypothetical. The record is from RefSeq and is a predicted model, not a curated record. The transcript has a single exon. Lineage: Eukaryota; Haptophyta; Isochrysidales; Noelaerhabdaceae. The annotation marks the transcript as partial.
GGCCUCCCCGCCGCCAACUCGCACUACGGGUACCAUCUCGUCGCGUGGCACUUGCUCUUCGCCCUCACCGGCCAGGUGUACUCUGCCCGCUCGCGCUCGCUCACGUUCGCGCCCGCGCUGAGGGGCCGGUUCGAGCUGCCCGUGCUGGUUCCUGCUGUGGCGGCGACCCUCUCGCGCGGCAGCGACGGUGAGUGCACGCUCGCGGUGGCGGCGGCAGGCUCGGCGAGCCUCGUGCUGCACACGCUCUCCGUCGACGGCGUAGCGCCACCGGCGGGUGUCUUGCCGGUCAAGCUGGCUCCUGGGCAGAGGGUGUCGUGGGGCGGCGGCGCUGGUGCGCGCACGAAAGUCACUCUUUCGUCUUUGAAACCUGUCGAUUAA